AUGUUAUUCACUAGAGGUGUUUGUCGGAUUUCUUCAAAGUUUCUGAGAAACCGCAGCUUCUCUCAAACUCUUCUCGCAUCUCAUCGCCUCUCAAUCAUCAUCCCCGAACAUGGUCACUCUUCUCCCGAUACACACAAGGGUUAUGUUUGCAGAGGUACUACUUAUUCAUUCAGUUCUCCCGUUUUUGGUGGUUUUAGACAUCAUCAUCUCUAUCACCAGAGCAGCUCAGUUGUUGAGGAGGAGCUUGACCCGUUUUCGCUUGUGGCCGAUGAGCUCUCACUUCUUAGUAAUAAGUUGAGAGCCAUGGUAGUUGCCGAGGUUCCGAAGCUUGCUUCUGCGGCUGAAUACUUCUUCAAAAGGGGUGUAGAAGGAAAACAGUUUCGUCCAACUAUUUUGCUGUUGAUGGCGACUGCUUUGAAUGUCCGCGUACCAGAAGCAUUGGCUGCUGAAUCAGCAGAUAUAAUCUCAUCAGAGUUACGCGUAAGGCAAAGGGGUAUUGCUGAGAUCACCGAAAUGAUACAUGUUGCAAGCCUCCUGCACGAUGAUGUCUUGGAUGAUGCUGAUACAAGGCGUGGUGUUGGUUCCCUAAACUUUGUUAUGGGUAACAAGAUAUCGGUAUUAGCAGGAGACUUUUUGCUCUCUCGGGCUUGUGUGGCUCUUGCUGCUUUAAAAAAUACAGAAGUUGUAUCGUUGCUUGCAACUGUUGUAGAACAUCUUGUUACCGGUGAAACCAUGCAAAUGACCAGCACAACCGAUCAGCGUCAUAGUAUGGACUACUACAUGCAGAAGACAUAUUAUAAGACGGCAUCGCUAAUCUCAAACAGCUGUAAAGCAGUAGCAUUACUCGCUGGACAAUCAGCAGAAGUUGCCAUGUUAGCUUUUGAAUACGGGAAGAAUCUGGGCUUGGCAUUCCAAUUGAUAGACGACGUUCUUGACUUCACCGGCACAUCUGCGUCUCUAGGAAAGGGAUCAUUAUCAGAUAUCCGACAUGGGAUCAUAACAGCUCCAAUCCUAUUUGCCAUGGAGGAGUUUCCUCAACUACGCAACGUUGUGAGACAGCUUGAAAAAGAUCCAACGAAUGUUGAUAUUGCUUUAGAGUAUCUUGGGAAGAGCAAUGGGAUACAAAGAACAAGAGAGUUAGCUAUGGAACAUGCCAAUCUCGCAGCAGCAGCGAUUGGGUCUCUACCUGAAACAGACGAUGAAGAUGUCAAAAGAUCUAGGAGGGCACUUAUUGACUUGACACAUAGAGUCAUCACCAGAAACAAGUGA
Messenger RNA from Eruca vesicaria subsp. sativa (arugula), 1269 nucleotides. Lineage: Eukaryota; Viridiplantae; Streptophyta; Magnoliopsida; Brassicales; Brassicaceae. The record is from the annotation of a GenBank genome assembly.